This is a messenger RNA of Sclerotinia trifoliorum, 2157 nucleotides long. Lineage: Eukaryota; Fungi; Ascomycota; Leotiomycetes; Helotiales; Sclerotiniaceae. The record is from the annotation of a GenBank genome assembly.
AACACGAAAAGCCCACGGUGUGAAGCACACACCUGCAUUUUUCUUCAGCAAUUUCGUGCAUUUUGGUACAAAGGUCUGGGGGGACCAGUACAGAAGGAGGUAGAACUAGGUGCUAUGUGGUGUUGUGGCCCAGGAUGACAUCUUCACACCAUCCUUUUUGUCUCCCUGAAAAUUGAUCAGCCUUUAGGGGGUUUUUUAGUUAGAGAAUGAAUUUAUGGUCUGCGUGCUGGAAUAUACAUAUGCGCCCCUUGUAUGUGUCUUUUCUAUACCUCUUUCAAGGGGCUUCGAGUGGUAUGGGCAUACUUUUGGCUUUUCGUUUUUGUGUUACAUACAAAAUGGUAUAUGAUAUUGGGAAAGUAAUAUUUGGGUCACAUUCAUAUGUUAUGUUGAAUCCAUCAUUUCUGCCCGAACAAGUAUUCGGCUAGACAGACAUUCAUAUAUUGGUCUUUUUUCAUGGAUCAUGACUUCUUUUCCUUCUCAGAUUUAUCCUGCAGGAUAUCUGGAUCAGUUUUCAGGCGAAAGAUUGUUAGCUGUAGCAUCUGUCUUUAUUACCGCCGAGAUCAUUUUCGUAGCCUUGAGUUUUGUGGCGAGUUAUGUUAGUCAAAGGAAGAGUGUCAAAUGGAGAUUUCGACGAGAAGAAUGGUUUACAAUGUUGGGGCUGGGAUCUAAUUUGGCUAUGAAUGCUAUUUCUUUAGGUAUUUUAAAGUUUCCGACCGAAUUCUAGUUUAUAUCAGGAGCUCACCACUAUUUCAUAGCUGCUAUCAAAUACGUCCACGCAGGCCAUCAUCUCCCUUACGUUCUAACCCUACAUCCAACUACCCUCCCCACCUUCCUCAAAAUGGAAAUCACAUUCGCAAUUCUCUAUAUCCUCUCCAUCACACUUCCCAAACUAACCAUGCUCUCCCUCUUCCUGCGCAUCUUCGUCAUCAAAUGGCAACGUCGUGCUUCCUAUCUCAUAGCAGCUAUUCUCCUCGCAACAGCACUUGCAAAUAUAAUUGCGAAUGUUACGCAAUGUAUACCUCUAGACCAUUUAUGGGAUAAACAGGGAAAGGGGAAAUGUUUCGAUCAAAAUGCGUAUUGGAGAUGGGCGAGCUUACCGAAUAUUUUGACCGAUGUGGCAAUGUUGGCACUGCCUAUUCCGAUGGUUAUGGGGACGAUGAUGGGCUGGAGAGAUAAGGCUGGGGUGGGAAUUACGUUUUUGGCGGGGAGUUUGUAGGUUUUAUUUUUGGGGAUUCCCUUGCGCUGUCCUUCUUCUUCCCUUCAUAGACAGAUCUACACUGCACUCUAGAUGAUUCACUAAGAGCGUCCCAAAAGCAGAAGCAUAUACUAAUAAACCACAGAGGUCUCAUAACAUCCAUCCUUCGCUUCGCCGCAUUUUGGCGCAUGCAACCCGCCUCAGACAUAACCUGGACCGCCAUCGAACUCUGCGCCUACUCCAUCGCAGAAGGUGGCGUCUAUCUAAUCGCUUCCUGUCUACCCGCCCAUCGCGCUCUCUAUCUAACCAUUCGGCGUCCGCAUCUCUGGCCUUCGAAUACCCGCUACAGUGGAACAGGCGUCGCGAGUGGUAAUUGGGACGUAAUUCCAGCUAGCAAAUCAAGCUCUGGAUCGAGAAACCCGUCCGUCUCUCACGAAAUAUCUCACGAUGAAAAUGAAACAUCUGCAGAAGCAAGUAUGCGAUCGAUAUCAGAGAUCCAACCACCGAGAUCCGUAAAAGGAAAACCGAGAAUAUAUAUCCAAACACCCAGUCCGAUUCGCUCCAAAUUUCCAUUCACAGAAUGCGUUCAAGGACAUGCACACGCCUAUGUUAAUGAGAAUGAAAACGGGGAUCUAAGUCAACUAUUCCAUCCAUGGCCUCUGACGAGAAGGCGAAGUUCUUUAGGGCGCGGGACUGGAACCGGGACCGAGAUUCAGAAUCUGAAUCAGGGUAAUGAGCAUGGGAUUACCAUCCAGCAUGAUUUCAGCAUCGAGUACGAAGAUUUGCGACCGGUUGGUAAUCGUGUUGGGAAUCAUAUCGGCUAUCAGUAUGCAGGAGAUACUGAAAGGUCUGCUCUAGUUCCAGGCCGAGUUCCAGGUCCAGGUUUAGGGACUAAAGCUGAGAGUUAAGCUCAAGAAAAAGAUAUCAGAAAUCGAUUAUGAUAUACGAAUAAUGAAUAAAUA